CAGCUGGCGACCGGGCGCGUUAGACGGGGCCGGGGUCCGCGGCGCGCUCUCCGCCCACAGGAGUCCAGGGCCCAGGAGGGGCUUCUGCAGGCUGGCCUUGGGGGUUGCGGGAACCUGAAGCCUCCGUUCUCAUGACCUGGAAGCCCACACGAUUUCUGCAUUCCUGGAAGGGAGUCCUGCUCACAUGCUUGCCAACCGUUGGGACCAGGACCAGAAAGAGGAAAGAGAUGAGCCGUCAGACUGCUACAGCAUUACCCACUGGCACCUCAAAGUGUCCACCAUCCCAGAGGGUACCUGCCUUGACUGGCACAACUGCAUCCAACAAUGAUUUGGCGAGUCUUUUUGAGUGUCCUGUCUGCUUUGACUAUGUGUUGCCACCUAUUCUUCAGUGUCAGAGUGGCCAUCUUGUUUGUAGCAACUGUCGCCCCAAACUUACAUGUUGUCCCACCUGCCGGGGCCCAUUGGGAUCCAUUCGCAACUUGGCUAUGGAGAAAGUGGCCAACUCAGUACUCUUCCCUUGUAAAUAUGCCUCUUCUGGAUGUGAAAUAACUCUGCCGCACACCGAAAAGGCAGAGCACGAGGAGCUCUGUGAGUUCAGGCCUUACUCCUGCCCCUGCCCUGGGGCUUCCUGUAAGUGGCAAGGCUCCUUGGACGCUGUCAUGCCCCACCUGAUGCAUCAGCACAAGUCCAUUACCACCCUGCAAGGAGAGGAUAUAGUGUUCCUUGCUACAGACAUUAACCUUCCUGGUGCUGUUGACUGGGUGAUGAUGCAGUCUUGUUUUGGCUUUCAUUUCAUGUUAGUCUUGGAGAAACAAGAAAAAUACGAUGGUCAUCAGCAGUUCUUUGCAAUUGUACAGCUGAUAGGAACACGCAAGCAAGCUGAAAAUUUUGCAUAUCGACUUGAGCUAAAUGGUCAUAGGCGGCGAUUGACUUGGGAAGCGACUCCUCGAUCUAUUCAUGAGGGAAUUGCAACAGCCAUUAUGAAUAGUGACUGCCUAGUGUUUGACACCAGCAUUGCACAGCUUUUUGCAGAAAAUGGCAAUUUAGGCAUCAAUGUAACUAUUUCCAUGUGUUGAAACGGCAAUCAAAUAUUUCUGGCCAGUGUUUAAAAUUUGCAUUUGACUUCACAGAGAAUAAGGCACCCAUCUGCUUGCCAACCUAAAACUUUCCUGGUAGGUAGAAGCUAGACAUGAAGGUAAAUAAAAAGAAAAGCUGUUAAUACAGGAAACAGUUGCAUGUAGUAACACUAAUAUAUUUAAAAAUAAUUCAACAGUAAACCACUGAAAAAAUAUAUAUACCCAAGAUGGGCAUCUUUUGUAUUAAGAAAGGAAACAUUGUAAAAUAUUUCUGAACUUUGUGUUUGUUGUAGAUUGAUUGUAUUGUUGACAAUUUUUUGGGGGUGUGUGUCUGUGCACGCAUGCGUGCACGUGUGUGGUUGGUUUUCCUUUAACUGACAAGCCAUCUGCGUGGUCACGGACCACUGCUUUCCCCUUGUAAGUCAACACAUAGUGCUGCUGUGGUUUUGUUUUGUUUUGUUUUUUUGUUUUGUUUUUGUUUUUUGGUGUGUGUGUGUAUUUGCUAAUUUUUAUUCUAGUUUUUCAUUAAAUAAAUUUGACUUUCUUUUCUGUAAUUCAGGUUUUUCUCACUUUUGUACCUUUUAAGUUAGUGUCUUUUUGAUAUUCAUAAUUGCUUAAUGUCAAAAGUUUGUGUUCAGUA
Messenger RNA from Apodemus sylvaticus (European woodmouse), 1716 nucleotides. RefSeq names its product siah E3 ubiquitin protein ligase 1 (gene Siah1). Gene Ontology annotation, biological process: multicellular organism development; proteasome-mediated ubiquitin-dependent protein catabolic process. NCBI's taxonomy places the organism in Eukaryota, Metazoa, Chordata, Mammalia, Rodentia, Muridae. Bases 132 to 1076 code for a protein of 314 amino acids. Gene Ontology annotation, cellular component: cytoplasm. Gene Ontology annotation, molecular function: ubiquitin conjugating enzyme binding; zinc ion binding; ubiquitin protein ligase activity. The transcript is spliced from 3 exons. The record is from RefSeq and is a predicted model, not a curated record.